Molecule: messenger RNA, 588 nt
Organism: Trichoderma citrinoviride
Lineage: Eukaryota; Fungi; Ascomycota; Sordariomycetes; Hypocreales; Hypocreaceae
Exons: 1
Coding region: 1-588 (195 amino acids)
Source: RefSeq, a predicted model, not a curated record
AUGACCCGACUCUUCCAAAUCGUCCGGCCCGCCCUCAAGCGCUCCUACCAGAUAAUCCCAGACGGAGAGGAGCCUCUCUACAGGGUCAAAAACUUGCCAUACCCCAUGAGCAACAAACCUGAUCUCGCCCUACUCGACGGCCCCGACGACACCGCCCCCGUCCUGGUCGUGUGCCACAUGCCAAAGUUCUCACGACACUUCAAGGUUGGAUUCGGCGAUCCCGCAGGCCCUGAGCCCAUCGUAUGGGAAGACUUCAUCAGGCCCUCGAUGGGCAGCCGCGAGCGCAGGAUUUCCGUCUCCUUCUCUGGCGACGGACACAUUGUUGAGACGGGCAAAGGCGAGCGCGAAGAGUUCACCUGGAAGCGCACCCGUCAUGCCAGCGUUCCAGGCAAGAAGCUUCACUCGGCUAGCCUGCGGAACAGGAAGCUCGUCGACAGUCAGGGCAACAUACUCGCGAUUUUCACUCACGUGACGGCCAUCGGAGUGGCUGGAUGGCUUCAGAUCCAAGUCGAUAGAGGGCGCGACUUCGAUCUCAUGGUUAUGAUGACGGCGCUGUCUAUCCAUGAGUGGAUAAGGCGACGACAGUAA